This is a messenger RNA of Cebus imitator (Panamanian white-faced capuchin), 4905 nucleotides long. It is a transcript of the gene OPRL1, whose product is annotated as opioid related nociceptin receptor 1. The coding region runs from base 2027 to 3139 and encodes 370 amino acids. Lineage: Eukaryota; Metazoa; Chordata; Mammalia; Primates; Cebidae. The transcript has 4 exons. Gene Ontology annotation, cellular component: membrane; neuron projection. The record is from RefSeq and is a predicted model, not a curated record. Gene Ontology annotation, biological process: sensory perception of pain; neuropeptide signaling pathway. Gene Ontology annotation, molecular function: nociceptin receptor activity; neuropeptide binding.
AUUCUCUCCCUCUCUGGCUGCAUGGAGGAAGUUGUGUGGGUGACCGGGUGGCAGGCAGACAUGCUAAGGGAGAGGGUUUGCAGCAAGGGAUGAGGUUCCUGUGUCCCUCGCUCUGCCCUGGCCUCUGCCACUGGCUCCUGGGCCGGGCACAUUGAGGGGGGCUCCUUUGUCCCCCUUCCCUUAGAAGGUCUCUUCUCUGCCCACCCUCAGUGCCUGCAGUGCCCAGUCUGGGCGGCAGCUGAAGACCAUCAGGAAAUGAGGUUCUGUGGGUGGGUGGGUAGGCAGGCUCAGGAAGCUGCAGUAGGAGGGUCUAGGGCUUCCUGCUCAGAGCUUGGUGAGCCCAGCGGGGGCAGGGGGCUGCAGGGAUCUGAGCCUGCCUGGAUCCCUUCCCACCUCAGCUCCCCAGGCAGUGGGCUCACCCUUGCGCCUUUCCUGGAGAGCGUGUUUCUGCGUGUGUAUGUCCUCUGGGUGUCUGACGGCCUUGGUCUGUGUCUGUCUGUUCCCAGAGGUGUCCAUGCACGCUGUAGUUCUGCCUUGGCACCGUCUUCCAUGUGUGUGACCUGUGUGUAUGUGUAUCCCUGUGAGUGUCUGCGUUUCUGAGUGUGUAUCUGUCUCUGUGUGUUCACCCAUAUGCCUGUCUGGGCAUCUCUAUGUUUGCAGGAAUGUGUGUCCCAUGAGUGUCUGUGGACAUGCUCCGUGCCUUCACAUGUGUCUCAGAGCCUUGGUUGCCGUGAAGAUGCAGGCAUAAGUCCUGGGGGACAGCCAGGGAUGCUGGGUCCUGGGGCAUCUGCCCGUUCCAUCCUCUCCUGAUUUGCCAGGUAUCCUAGCGACGCUGCUGCCGGUUGCUUAGCAACCAGGUCCCCAUUCUUGGAGAAGGUGCUCUGAGCAGGGUCUGAGCUGUCGGGAGAGGUCUGCUUCUCCUUCAAAGCCCGUGCAGGAAGAACGACCCCGUGACCAGGUGGGAGCUGGCGAUUCAGCUCAAGGGUCACCCACAUGGCCUUGACCUGUGACCUUUCAUCUCAGUGGAUCGGGCAGGGGACCCCCGUGCUGAGAAAGACGCAACUCCAAAGGAGCCGCUCAGCUUUGUGGGGGCCGGGGCCCCGUAUGGGUAGCGAUGCUUGGCACAGCUCUGGGACACAGCUGUGGCAGACAUGCCCUUGGCGUGUCUCCCAGUGACAAGCAGACCUGGGGUUUCAACCCGUCUCUGUCGCUCUGCAGGGCCUCAUGCUGCUGAAGCUUUAUGCUGUCGGCAGUGGCCGGGUGCAGUGGGAGUGACUGAGCUUCGGGAGCACGCAGUAGGUGCUGGGCCAGUGCUGGGUCUCGCCUGCUUGUUUACCAUGAAGCUUUGAUCUGCGGAGAGCUGGCCGGGUGGGGGAUUUUUGUGUGCCGGGAGCCCAGCUGGGGGGUGCUGUUCUGGGCACGGAAUGCCAGCUCUGGCUGGUCUGGACCAGCUGUCCGAGGCUGUGUCUCUGUGUGUGAGUCGUGACCCCCAUGUCUGUGUGUGUCAGAGUCUGUGUGCAUGUCUCCAUGUGCGUCCCCAGGUCUGCAUCUGUGUGUCCUGUGCCUAUAAGCCUGUGGCCAUCUCUGUCCGUGUGUCCCGGCCUGUGCCCGUGUCCCCAUCUGGGGUCUGUGGGUCUGAGCCUCCUUGUUCAUCUCUGCAUGUGUGUCCUGGUCCGUGUCUCCUCAUCCAGUGUGGGGCUGGCGCAGCCCUGGAUGCAGUGACCCACCUUCCCUCGGCCCCUCUUCCAGCCUGUGCGGCCCCUCCCCCUCUGGAGCUGCAGCCUCCUCCCCCCACCCCCCGUGUCGGGCUGCCGGGCUCACUUGGCUGCUGCGUCUGGUCUGGCGGUCUGGCGUCUGCUGAGGAGAAGGAGACCCUGUGCUGAGCCAGUGGCGGCUGGGCCUCUUCCACCCUGCUCUGCACCUGCGCUCGACUGCUGGCUGGUUGAGGGUGGGGGUCUCUACGGUGGUCCCAGCUCCCAAGAAGGUUGCAGAGGUGCUACACUCAGUGGAUCUGCAGGGCACUGGCAUGGAGCCUCUCUUCCCCGCCCCGUUCUGGGAGGUCAUCUAUGGCAGCCACCUUCAGGGCAACCUGUCCCUGCUGAGCCCCAACCACAGCCUGCUGCCUCCGCACCUGCUGCUCAACACCAGCCACGGCGCCUUCCUGCCCCUUGGGCUCAAGGUCACCAUCGUGGGCCUCUACCUGGCCGUGUGUGUUGGGGGGCUCCUGGGGAACUGCCUCGUCAUGUAUGUCAUCCUCAGGCACACCAAAAUGAAGACAGCCACCAAUAUUUACAUCUUUAACCUGGCCCUGGCAGACACUCUGGUCCUGCUGACGCUGCCCUUCCAGGGCACAGACAUCCUUCUGGGCUUCUGGCCGUUUGGGAACGCCCUGUGCAAGACCGUCAUUGCCAUCGACUACUACAACAUGUUCACCAGCACCUUCACGCUGACCGCCAUGAGUGUGGAUCGCUACGUGGCCAUCUGCCACCCCAUCCGCGCCCUUGACGUCCGCACAUCCAGCAAGGCCCAGGCUGUCAAUGUGGCCAUCUGGGCCCUGGCCUCUGUUGUUGGCAUUCCUGUGGCCAUCAUGGGCUCGGCACAGGUCGAGGAUGAAGAGAUCGAGUGCCUGGUGGAGAUCCCUGCCCCGCAGGACUACUGGGGCCCUGUGUUUGCCGUCUGCAUCUUCCUCUUCUCCUUCAUCAUCCCCGUGCUCAUCAUCUCCGUCUGCUAUAGCCUCAUGAUCCGGCGGCUGCGUGGAGUCCGCCUGCUCUCGGGCUCGCGAGAGAAGGACCGGAACUUGCGGCGUAUCACUCGACUGGUGCUGGUGGUGGUGGCUGUGUUCGUCGGCUGCUGGACGCCCGUGCAGGUCUUUGUGCUGGUCCAAGGGCUGGGCGUGCAGCCGGGCAGUGAGACUGCCGUGGCCAUUCUGCGCUUCUGCACAGCCCUGGGCUACAUCAACAGCUGCCUCAACCCCAUCCUCUAUGCCUUCCUGGAUGAGAACUUCAAGGCCUGCUUCCGCAAGUUCUGCUGCGCCUCCGCCCUGCGCCGGGAGAUGCAGGUGUCUGACCGCGUGCGCAGCAUCGCCAAGGACGUGGCCCUGGCCUGCAAGACCUCUGAGGCAGUGCCGCGGCCCGCAUGACUAGGCGUGGACCUGCCCAUGGUGCCCGUCAGCCCACAGAGCCCGUCUACGCCCAAUACGGAGCUCACACAGGUCACUGCUCUCUAGGCUGACAUGCCCUGAGCACCCAGAGCCUUGGACGGGCUUUUCCCUGUGGGCCAGGGACACUCGGUCCCAGAGGAGGACCUAGUGACACCGUGGGACAGGUCAGAGCAUCAGUGCUACCUCCAAGGUCCCGGACACACUGAAGCUGCGCUCCUGGUGCAGGGCUGCAGGGACACAAGGACCUACCUGGAAGCAUCUGCUGUGCCGGUGGACAGCCCCGACUGGCGCCCAAGCCCCCCAUGCCUCCCGUGAUGCUUGGCCGCUCUGUUGCUGUGUUGGCAGAACCCUGGGUGAGCACGCACUGGAGGAGCCGCAGCAGCUGUGUCAUUGUGCACACCCCAUGUGCUGUGUGCAUGGCAGGGCUCCAGCAGCGUCUCCUCAGGGCAGCUGGACAGGCUUGGCGCCUCCCCGUAAGUGCAGCAGGGCAGCUCUUCUGUUGGGUGGGACUUGCCCUGAGCUUGGAGCUGCCACCUGGAGGACUUGCUGUUCUGACUGCAGCUGUGCAGCCAGGGUCACCCCAGGAGGGAGUGUCCCGGUGGACUGCCAGUCACUGGCUGUAGACACUGAGCUGGGCCUGGGCCAGCCGCACCUCUGAAGGUUUUCUGUGUGCUGCCCCAUGCAGGCCUCAUCCCUGACUGCAGCUUGGCUCUGGGCCCAACCCCGUUUCCCUGCAGGAGAGCGGCGGGAGGCCCUGACCCAUUCCCUCCGGCAGUGCUACAGCGUCCCUCCAGGACCGGACGGGACCGGACCAUCAGCUGAGCCCUGCUUCUCGGUGCGUGGGAGGGGCUCAGGAGGAAGGCGCCUCCUGACCACCAUGGGCAGCUCUGUUGUUCACAAAGUAGAGGCCUCAUUUUCCUGGUCUCGACUGCUCUGUUUGGAGCAGGGUGAGGGAAGAUUUUCUGGGGGUCCCCACAUCCUCCCAGGGCUCCCCUCAGUCUCUCCUUUGCUUGAAGUCAGUGGUCGGUGGCUGUGCUGUGCUUCGAGGGAAGCUGUGUGGGAGAACCCAGUGGCCACAGCAGAGUUCUGCUCUGGUGACGCCUGCUUCAUUUACAGACCUCAAGAUGGUCCUGCGCAGGGCCUGAGCUUGCUGCCCAGAGGGAGGUGUGGGGCUUGGCAGGGCUCGCUUGAGCCCAGCUGCAAGGACUGUGGUGGCUGCAGGGACACUUGGGUGGGGGGUGCAGUAUCUGUACCUCAGGGGAUGCCUUGCUGCAGUCACCCAGAGAAUCACCCUUCCUGGUCUAUAGACGGAAGCUGCAGGUUGGUGACUUUGCAAAUGCUCUUCCUACAGACGAACUAUUAAAAUACCCACAACAUUGAAAAAACUCAAUUUUUCCACCAGGUAACCUUAGGCAGCUGCAAAGAACAGGAAGUGAUGGUGUCUCGCCACAGAGCCUGAUCCUCCAGGUCUGGGGAGCCUUAGCCGUGGGGAUUGUUCCUGGGGAGGCCCAUGCUGUCUCCAUGACGUCUGUGGCAGGAGUCUCUGAGAACGGGAGCUGCCUAGCUGCAGUGUUUUCUUGCCAAGGCUAAGCGUUUUGUGAAUCUGUGCUGAUGUAAUUUGCAUCUUCACGUAUUUAUGCAUGUGGCAAGUGUGACGUCCUAUGCACGUAGUCCACCCUGGGUCUGUCUCCCAGGUCACGAAAAAGGACCCUAAUAAACGCUCGCUCACUGGCUGGGUACUCUUU